This is a messenger RNA of Protopolystoma xenopodis, 459 nucleotides long. NCBI's taxonomy places the organism in Eukaryota, Metazoa, Platyhelminthes, Monogenea, Polystomatidea, Polystomatidae. The record is from the annotation of a GenBank genome assembly.
AUGGCCUGCGCGCCCAUAAUUGCCCCCUCGCCUUCGCCCUGGUUGACCGUAAUCGCCAUCCUAAUCCCCCUUCCGCCUCGUCCCCCCUUUGGCUCAGCUUUAUCUCUCACUUUUCGUAACUAUGGCGCACGCGAGCUAUUUGUAGGUACAACAUCUUUUCGCCAUAAGGGUCACUUGCUUGGGCAGAGCAGCCGACUGACUGUCUGUUCUCAGGUCGUGUAUCCGCGACAGACGUCGUCAGUGACGCCCUCGACUUCGUCCCACUUACGCCCGCCCCCUCACGGCUUUUCAGAGGCAAAGACCUCGGGUCAUCCUGAUGCCAUGCCUUACAACCCCUCGGAACUUGUCGCCAUUUCUCAGUUUGGCCCAAUCGUCGCCAGCCGCCCCAGCCCAGGCCUGGGCGCGUGGCCCAUGUUCUGUCGUCUCCGUUUGUCGACAUUCGCUUCGCUUCUCUUUUAA